AUGCAAAAAGAAGGGCGAGCUUUUUUGCUGGAAGAACCUUGGCCUCCAUCAAUGACACCGGAUCAGUACAAUUCGAUGACAUCUGGAUACUUUUCUGCAAUUCAUCACGUAUUGGCCGCUUUGGAUAUUUACAAUUUUUACGCUCAAAAUCACAGUGAUCCAAACGAUCACUAUUUUUGGAUCGAGCAGUACGAUCAGCUUUUCUCCGACAUUGCGUUCAAUGUGCCGCUUGUAGAGAGGGAAUUGCCAGAUCUGCGG
This is a messenger RNA of Mesorhabditis belari, 258 nucleotides long. The record is from the annotation of a GenBank genome assembly. Lineage: Eukaryota; Metazoa; Nematoda; Chromadorea; Rhabditida; Rhabditidae.